Molecule: messenger RNA, 1724 nt
Organism: Suricata suricatta (meerkat)
Lineage: Eukaryota; Metazoa; Chordata; Mammalia; Carnivora; Herpestidae
Gene: WNT3
Product: Wnt family member 3
Exons: 5
Coding region: 570-1655 (361 amino acids)
Biological process (GO): canonical Wnt signaling pathway; cell fate commitment; multicellular organism development
Cellular component (GO): extracellular region
Molecular function (GO): frizzled binding; cytokine activity
Source: RefSeq, a predicted model, not a curated record
GCGGUGGGGGCCCCGGGGCUCGGGCCUCUGACCUCGGUCGCUCGCGGCUGCGGUCCGCCCGGGCUGCGCCUGUUCGCUGUGCCCACGGGGUCGUUCGUGGAAGCGAGACGGGCGACUCCUCCGCAGGUGGCCCACGAGGCCACCAGGCCCCCUGGUUGUUUGUGUGCGGAGCCGCGAUCUCCCUCCGCACUCAGGACGGAAGCCCUAGCUCCUAAGCAGGCCUGCGUGGCCUUGGGCAGGUCCCCCUCCCGUUCUGGGUUCCUUGCCUCUAUGGAGAUAGGUGGACUGUAGUCUCCCAGGCCUUUGCCCUCUGGUCGUCAAUGUCUGCAUCUGUAAAACGGGCCUAUCUAUAUCCAGACUUUCUGCCUGGUGGUUAAGAGGAUUGAAUGAGCUACAGCACAUGAAGGGCAGAAUCUGGCGCAUACUGAGAGCUCAAAUGUGGUUAUCAGCAUAAGGAGGUUGGGGGGACACCCCUGAGAAUCUCUCCUUUUCCUUCGUGGGACCCUGGGGCAGAACCGGGGGAACUGCCUCUUCUGAUCCACUUGGUGGUGGCGGGCAGAGGGCUUGGGAUGCAGGCCACUGCCCUCCUGGUCAGGAACUCUGGUGGCAGAGCCACCCGCGAGUCGGCCUUCGUGCACGCCAUCGCCUCUGCCGGCGUGGCCUUCGCCGUCACGCGCUCCUGCGCCGAGGGCACCUCCACCAUCUGCGGCUGCGAUUCGCAUCACAAGGGGCCGCCGGGCGAGGGCUGGAAGUGGGGCGGCUGCAGCGAAGACGCCGACUUCGGGGUGCUCGUGUCCCGGGAGUUCGCGGACGCCCGUGAGAACAGGCCGGACGCGCGCUCGGCCAUGAACAAGCACAACAAUGAGGCGGGCCGCACGGGGCACAUCAGCUCGGGAGUGUGGCGGCCCGUGGAGCAGACCAUCCUGGACCACAUGCACCUCAAGUGCAAGUGCCACGGGCUGUCAGGCAGCUGUGAGGUCAAGACCUGCUGGUGGGCUCAGCCCGACUUCCGCGCUAUCGGCGACUUCCUCAAGGACAAGUAUGACAGUGCCUCGGAGAUGGUGGUGGAGAAGCACCGGGAAUCCCGCGGCUGGGUGGAGACCCUGCGCGCCAAGUACGCGCUGUUCAAGCCGCCCACUGAGAGGGACCUGGUCUACUAUGAGAACUCCCCCAACUUCUGUGAGCCCAACCCUGAGACGGGCUCCUUUGGCACCAGGGACCGGACUUGCAAUGUCACCUCACAUGGCAUCGAUGGCUGUGACCUGCUCUGCUGUGGCCGCGGCCACAACACGAGGACGGAGAAGCGGAAGGAGAAAUGUCACUGCAUCUUCCACUGGUGCUGCUACGUGAGCUGUCAGGAGUGCAUCCGCAUCUACGAUGUGCACACCUGCAAGGCAAUGGGAACGGGUGAAGUGUGUGCGUUUGGGCAGAGUCACCGAAGUCCCCUGGGAAGCAGGACCCGGAGCCGGGCUCAGCCCUCAGCACCAGACCGCAAGGCACCCGGACUGUUGCCAGACGCCCGGGCGGUAAACCACCUGGACCCGAGCCGCCGCUGGCUCUCGGGGGAGGCCUCCCUCCCACUCUCUUACGUUUCUCACCCUGCUCCGGAUGGUGUGUGGUUUUUUAAAGAAGGGGCUUUCUUUUUAGUUCUCUAGGGUCUGAUAGGAACAGACCCCAGGCUUAUCUUUGCACAUGUUAAAGAAAAUAAAAAUGGAAAAAAAAUU